AUGUACUCCGACGAAAAGAAUUCCCAGCAGCAUCAAAUGCUUGUUGAACUACAAGGCGAUAUGCAGCAUCGUCACAGCUACGAGCACCAAGGAGCUCCACCAUCCUACCAAGAGACCAUUCCAGCGUCUCCUUCACAGACCACCAUGACUCUAUCUCGACCUAUUCUACUCCCUUGCUCCUCGAUCACAGGGGGUCUAGAAGCCACUCCUCCAUUCAUCAGAGCAUACCCUCCAGUCCUUGGCUCAUACGGAAUAUCCUCCUCCGAGUUUAUGGCCAUCGUGGACUCUCUGAAUAUUGCCCACGCCGAGCCAGCACCUCUCAAAGCGAUGCAGCUCGCCAGCGAUGGUGUAGGCUUUGUGCCAGACCCCAUUUGCCAAAGCGUUUCUCUAGGUCUUGGACUUGCAGCGGGCACCGCUACAGCCGCGUCUGCAAUCAUCAGAUCAAAACUUGUGUUGGACAGGGCGAAUCGAGAUGUCUUCGGGCCCAAGGGUUUGAAGAUGGAGAUUGUGAAAGAUGGAAAGGUUAUGCAACGACUCAGCGCUACAGCUAAGAGUCUAGAUCCGCUUCAGAGACUACAAGAGCUCGGCCCCUACGUUGAGGCAUUGUCUUUCGACGUCGAGCCUCCAACUAGACACAGCAAUGUGGUAGAUCGCAUCAGCGCAAAACAAGCGUCCAUGAAACAAGCCAAGAAAGAGAAAAGGAAGCAGAAAAAGGAGGACAAGAGGCUACACAAGCGCGAGGAAGCUGCUACAAAGUACAGCUACCCGAUUGCAUCCAUCGAAGAGCGAUAUGACUCUGAUACGGAAGAUCGGCUGCAGCUCGGAGCCAAGAUCGUUGGUCUGGAGUAUAAGAUCUUGGACAUCAAUGCCAAGGCUGAUGCGAAGCUCGAGCACGCGAGUGGUAAGAAGGUGGCCGAGAUUGAAAGGAGACGGAUGAAGGAUAUAGAGGAGGUGGAGAAAGAUCGAGCAAAAUUGGUUGAGAAGCACGACAAGGCUAUGGCUAAGUUGGAGAAGAAGUCCGAGAAGAGAGAAGAGAAGGAUGAGAAGAAGGUGUCUAAGCUGGAAUGGCUCAUGAUUUACAGUGUUUAA
Messenger RNA from Fusarium coffeatum, 1089 nucleotides. RefSeq lists its product as uncharacterized. The coding region runs from base 1 to 1089 and encodes 362 amino acids. The record is from RefSeq and is a predicted model, not a curated record. The transcript has a single exon. Lineage: Eukaryota; Fungi; Ascomycota; Sordariomycetes; Hypocreales; Nectriaceae.